Molecule: messenger RNA, 5091 nt
Organism: Plasmodium vivax (malaria parasite P. vivax)
Lineage: Eukaryota; Apicomplexa; Aconoidasida; Haemosporida; Plasmodiidae
Product: ferlin, putative
Exons: 3
Coding region: 1-5091 (1696 amino acids)
Biological process (GO): plasma membrane organization
Source: RefSeq, a predicted model, not a curated record
AUGAACUUCGCGAAGAAGACGCAGUACAACAUCAAGGUGGACAUCCACGAAGUGAAGGACCUGAGCUUCCGCGAAAGCGCCAACGAAAAGGAAAUCAUCCCCAACCCCUACGUCCAAGUGACCGUAAAUAAUGAAAAGAAAUGCACGCCGAAGAAAAACCAAGCGGUGAACGUGGUAUAUAACACGUCCUUCAACUUCUCCAUGGAUUUGACUGACUAUCAUUUCCAGCGAACCAGUGUGGACGUGUGUGUUUUGCACAAAUACACCAUCCAGAGUGCCCUCAUUGGGAAAUGCUCCUUCGGGUUAAAUUACGUGUACUCUAAGGUGCAGCACUGGAUGUAUAGAAUUUGGGUGCGGUUGAGAAACCCAGAUUUGCCCCUCGAUGAGGUUGGCUUUCUGCUCAUUUCCGUGGGGGUCUACGGCCCCGGCGAUUCAAUUCCGAUCAUCAACGAUAGUGUGAAGGGGAAUAUAAGCGACGCUGUGGGGGGGGCGGAUGUCGGUGGGUUGGCAACCGGCGAGGGUCCCUCCUCUGGCGCUGCGGUUGCUUCCCCCGGAAGAGAGGGAGACGAUGACCACGCCGAAUUCGGAGCGAACAAAGGGCUAGACAUACACAUCACCCACUACGACCUCUGCGUGAACAUCUUCCGAGGGCAGGACAUGGACUUCAUCGGGAGCAGCAUGCUGUUUUCGAGUACGUUAGAGCCGUACGUAAAGGUCACCCACAACGGGUUCGAGGAGAGCACAAAGGUGAUUAGGAACGACCCCAACCCGGUGUGGAACCUCAGUGUGCACAUCCCCACGUGCACCCCAUGCUACGACAAGAACGUAAUCAUUGAAUUGGUGAAUGGAGAGCAUAACGGGGUGGUGAUGCUCAGCGUUUUGCUAGACCUGUUUGAAAUUUUGAAACGGGAGCUGCACCCAAGAUGGUACAACAUAUACUACAACCCGCAGAAUCAGAUUGCCCCGAGAAGUAGUAUUUAUAACCAGAACGUCACUCCUAAUGCACCCAAUGUAAGUAACACUGGCAAUGCCCCGACAUCCGCUAAUGCACUAGGGAAUUAUCUCUUCUCGGCGACGGCGGAAAAGUUGUUCAAAAAUGCAACACAAGGAAUUAAUAUUAAUGAAAUUCUGGGAGUUACCAAAAUGCAAAACAUGUUUUCUUACGACGAAAAUUUGAAGGAGUUCUACCUCUACGGGGGGAGGAUCCUCCUCAGCGUAAGUGCCACCAAAACGCAUGCACCGGGGCCUAUACGCAUCAAAGCAGCGAGGGUAGAACCGGACCCACCCAAUAAGGAAUUCAUCUUCUGCGCCGACAUCUACGAAAUAUUGUCCGUAAGGAGUAACCACAGCAAAGGGGGGAACUACCACUCAGAGAGUGUGCAAGGGGGAUAUAACAAAACGUAUGAUGGCAGUGGGGAUAGCAUCGUUUGCGUGUGCGGGUUAGGUCCACACAAACUGAAGACACCUGUGCUGCUGCCAAACGAGGUAGGGUCGUACGUGCUGAACGAGAGCACCGGAAGGAUAAAUGAGUUUAGGAUCUUCCUACCACAGAGUAAUAUGGGCCAAAUAUAUGACAUUUUUCUUUACAUCUACGUGAAGUCAAACUUAGCCGUAACGGAUUGGAUAACCACCCGGAGGAGCGUCUACAGCCCUGGGGGGACACUACACAACAGUAGGGACAUGUUCAACACAGGGGAGGCAAACAAGGGGAUGAAGCUGAACCAGAUGAGCUCCAUAAAUAAGCGGGCGGAAGAUCUUUUCAACGAAUCGGACCCUCUAAGCAAUUACAAAUUAAAGAGUUACGUAAGAAUCCCUUUUAAGUACCUACUCCUUAGUGAGAAAAGGCCCAAAUGGUUUUCCAUGAGGAAUGUGGACACUAGUACCCAGGAUUAUAGCAUCUCGUUCUACGCCAACCUGGUUCCCUUUCACUUGUUUAAGAAAAGGCAACCGCGAUUGGAAUACAAGCUGGCUAGGUACUUCUUCCGAGCGUUAAUCUACGAAGGGUUGCACUUCCCCGCCAAGGGCUACGACUCCUUUCCGGAUCCCUACAUAAGGGUGGAGCUCGCAGGGCAGACCAUAAAGACGAGUACCAUCUUGCACACCCUCAACCCGAAUUAUUACGAGGCGUACGAAGUGGAGGUGAUUCUUCCAACUAACUUGAAUCUCGCCCCGGACAUAUCGAUUGAGGCCUUUUCUGUUAAUAAGACGUUCCUCUACAAUGAUGAUGAUAUCCUCCUAGGCUCCUGUACGUACCCCAUCAUGAAGGUCCCCAUCGAAUGGAAGCGGUCUCCUGUUUGGGUUAGCCUGAAAUCGUCUCAGUAUAAGAAGUGUAAGGCGAAGCUCCUGGUUGGGUUCGAGUUGGUACCCUUGGAGAAGGUCCUAGACGAGAGCUACCCCUUUUAUGAUGACAUAAGACCGUCUACUUUGCCGGGGCACGUGUCUCUCUUCCUCGUUGGCAUACGCAUGUUCAAACCGUUAAAGAACCCCUCCGUGACCGUCUGCUUCGGGAGAGACGUCGACGAUACGUCGCAGUUUCUGUGGCAUGAAACCGUUAGUAAGGUCAUCUCUGGGAAGGAGGGCAAUUGGAACUUCCUUAAGUACUUCUCCCUAGAUGUGGCUUUGCCCAAGCGGAUGCAACACCAUAGCUUUUUAGAAGUUCGCGUAGAGGAUAGGGAACUCUCUUCUGGGUUCACGUCCACAGGGGGCAAUGCCUCCCAGCCAGCCAAGGCCACCAACAAUAACAGCCUGAUCGGCACAGCGUACAUCACGCUGAACCCGUUACUUCCAUGGCUAGACAAAUACGAAAGGAACGAGUGCGUCGAGCUUUUCAAAUUGCAUCUGCUGGAGGAGGUUCUAAUGGAAGAUGCAGAGAGGGCACGCAAAUCUUAUAACAGUGCUCUGGUGUAUAAGAAGAGCUCCAUGGUUUCGAGGAAAAUUAGCAAUGGGCUGUUUGAUGGCGGGGGAGGAGAAGAGGAAGGGUUGGGGGUCACGGAUGAUGAGGGGGGAGAAGGAGGAGAGGAUGGCUACGGACGGGGCGAUGGCGGCGGAGGGGGGGGGUUCCACGCCUUGUCUCUGAAUGUGCUGGAGGAGGGCGCGUCCGAGGCGGGCGACACGGGGGCGGAUGACGAGGUCGUCACGGAGGCGGCCAUCGAGCUGGGCGGGCCGGACCUGGACGAGGGCGAGGGCGACGAGACGGUCCGCACGGGGAGCCACGCGGGGGGGGGCAGCCUCGAUAAGGACGACAAGAGGGAGGCCAAGAAGGGCAAGAAGAACGACGAUGGUGCCGCUCACCUUGACGAUAGCGCCGCUCACCUCGACGAUGGUGCCGCUCAACGCGAUACCCCCGCUCCCCGCGAUGCCCCCCCUAGCAGGAAGAAAAGGAAGAACCUGAGCAAAUUCACCAACAAGGAGUACGUCCCCUACAACGACCCCGAUUUCGCGAACGUGCGGAUAGAGGAGGCGCUGGAGCACGUGUGCUUCAAGGCGAGCGAGUACGCGAGCGACCCGGGGGGGAGUGCGGAGGAGAACGAGCAGGGAGAGAAGGACAGCAACGCGAGCGAAAGGAGGAGGAGCAAGCUUAGAGACAUCAGCUUUUUCAAAGGGAAGAACUACGACGAAGGGAAGGAGAAAAAUCCUCAUCAAAUGGGGAAAAAAAAAGAGACAAAAACCAUAUACGGGUUCAGCCAAGAUGCACUGAACUUCCAACUAUCUAUCGCGGGAGAUGACGAGCAGGAGGAGACACAGAGAGAUGAGAUGCUUUACGAGUACGAAGUAGAUAUGAAUGUAGAUGACCUACCCUACCUACGAGCCACCAUAUUUAGAUGCACCGAUUCGGGGAUACCAGAAGCGGUAGGCUACCUCAAGUACCUCUGCAAUGUGUAUGACGAUAGCACCAUUCACCUUAAAAAGGAAAUGUUAAAAAAAUGUGAGCAGUUGGUGAGUGAGUAUAAGCUGACUCGUAACUUAGUGGUGAGAGCUUACAUCAUCCAAGCGAGGGGGUUGAAUCCUCCCUCUGGAGCAACCGAUAUAACUACCUACGUGUGGAUUAAGAACAGCAAUGAAAUCACCAACAUCCCUGGAGGGCUGUCCCACAAUAUUAAAGAUACGGGGCAUAUUAAGAGACAAGGGUACAAGCCCGAAUUUAACAGAUCCUACCAGCUGUUGUGCUCCUUCCCAGAUGAAUCCAUCAUACAGGUAUGCAUCAUGAAUCAAGGCGCUCUAUCAGAUGAGGUCAUUGGCUACACAUACAUAGAUGUAGAAGACCGGUACUUUAACCCUCGCAUAAGGCAACUGAUGAUGGAUGACAGCAUGCCAAUAGAGUUAAGGUCCCUUAAAUUAGAAAACAGUAACAUCUCCCAUGGGUCGCUAAGAUGCUGGUUUGAGAUUUUCACUGAAGAAUUCGCUCACAGGAACCCAGUAAAGAUCUUAUGCUCUAACGAACCAGAUGACUACCAAUUGAGGGUAGUCAUCUGGAAGGUCAGCAACGUUCCUCUGGAUGAUAGCCCCACCAUUAGUCUCUUCGUCAGAUGCAUCUACACAGACGACGAUUUGGAAGACAAGCGAGAUACAGAUACCCACUAUAACAGCAAGGACGGGAAGGCCGUGUUCAACUGGCGAUUCGUUUAUAACGUGAAGAUCCCCACCAACGCCACCAGCGUCAAGGUGCAGGUGCACAACUACGCCCUGCUCUCCUCCAGCGAGCCCAUCGGCGAGGCCACGCUCGACCUCGCCGCGCACUUCUACCGCGCCAGGAAGAAGCGCGCCCUCUACCACAUCCCCAGGUUCUGGCUGCCGUGCAAGCACCCCGCCCACAAGAACAAGGUGCGCGGCAGCGUCGAGGUCGAGGCGUGCAUCCUGCCCAAGGCGGAGGCGGAGGUCGACCCCGUGGGCAACGGCCGGGACGAGCCCAACAAGGACCCCUUCCUCCCCCCCGUCACGGAGAACAGGACCUACGUCGACUGGGUCACCAUCAACGAGAAGUUCGGGGCCGCCACGGCGUCCAUCAUGCACGGCCUCAAGUGGACAGGCGUCUGGAUCGUCGUGGCCGUCGUCGUCGUCGGUGUGUUUUUCCUGCUCUUCCUUUUGAAGUGA